GGUCGGUGGCGGAGCGAGCCCGUGUCACUUUCUAUUCUCGAUCCGCGUUCAAACUCGCGCGUCGAUAGCUUUUGUUUUUAAUUAGUUUAAGUGGGAUGACAAGUGAGGAACGCUGUUUUAUUAAAAAGGACGCGUCGAGUGGAUUAUUACUGACAGGAACUCGAUAAGGGACUCGAACUAGAAGUUUCUUUCUGAAUCACUGCCGCGAAUGAUAAGCUGUGAAUGCUGUGAUCAGUCAGAGUGGAACGGUCGAGUGGGGCGAAUGGGAAUGCGAAGUGAGAAGUGACAUCGAAGUGCAGUACAGUCGAAGAUGGCGCCAAUCGAUUUCGACGAAACCGGCAACAACAAUAUCGUGCCGCUUCUUCCGAGAAACACAGUGCAGCUCGAGUUUAGAAACAUAACAUGCUCUAUGAAUUCAUUUUCAGUCAACAAACUUCGUUUCGAACGAAGGGACAUCCUAAAAGGUGUCGAUGGAUGCUUCAGGCCUGGAGAGCUGACCGCGAUCAUGGGUCCGUCGGGCGCCGGAAAAACCACGCUGCUUAAUAUUCUGGCCGGCUACUUAACCCGAGGAGCAAAGGGCGAGAUCUCAGUGAACGGUAUAUGCGCUUGCGCGUCCAAAUCGUCAGGCCGCGGCGGCGCGCGCUACAUUCGGCAACAGGACGACCUGCGCGCGCACCUCACGGUAUACGAAGCUAUGUCCUUGGCUGCUGCCCUCAAAUUGGCCGACUUCACUUCACAGGAAAGGAAAGAAAAGGUCUAUGAAAUCCUAGCACUGCUGGGCUUAAGCGGAGCGGCACAGACCCUCUGCCGAGACCUCUCUGGAGGACAGAAAAGAAGACUUGCCGUAGCCUUAGAAUUACUGUCAGAUCCUUCCCUCAUGUUCCUUGACGAGCCCACAACGGGUCUAGAUUCUUCAGCGUCUGCUUCUUUGAUAGCCUUACUAAACAGCCUUGCCAGAGGUGGCAGGACACUAAUAGCGACCAUCCACCAACCUUCUGCACUACUAUUCGAGAAGAUUGACUCGGUCUACUGUUUAGCUGCCGGCAGGACUCUUUACCAAGGAUCCAGAGAACAGUUACUACCAGCAUUAGCCAGUGCUGGCCUGAGAUGUCCUCCUUACCACAAUCCAGCUGAUUUUCUAAUGGAGGUGGCGUCAGGUGAAUACGAGGUGGACCUCGUAAGGGCAGCGAAGACCAUGGAAGUGUUCAGGUCGGAUCCCACGGCCACGAGGACGUAUGAGGCUCACGUACCCACCAUACCUGCUUUACCAGGACCUUUAGAUAUAACCUCGGAGCUAAAACCGAAGCAUCUACUAGUGAAUUCAAAACACCAACAAAAAGCCUCCAAAAACAUUUAUAGGCCAUCCGGUCUCCUCAGGCAAACGUGGAUCCUCUUAUAUAGAAAUUAUUUAAUGACGACAAGAAAUUAUUCCUUAUUCAUGUACCGCGUGGCAGCACAUGUGGUGAUCGCUCUCAUCUUCGGCUACCUAUACCUGGGCGUGGGAAGCGAAGCCAGCACAGUGCUGGGAAACUAUGUAUAUCUUUAUGGGUCUAUGCUGCUAGUGGUGUACACUGGGAAGAUGUCCGUCACGCUCUCGUUUCCGUUGGAGAUGGACAUACUAAAAGGGGAAUAUUUCAAUCGAUGGUAUAAGCUGGGUCCAUAUAUCGUCUCUAUUCUAGCCGUGGAAUUGCCUUUUCAGAUGAUCUCAUGCGUAUCAUACGUGGUGCUUUCGUACUGGCUGACGGACAAUCCUCUGGAGCCGACGCGCGCCACGCUGUUCCUGGCCACCAUCGUGGCCACCUCGCUGUGCGCGCAGGCCUGGGGCUACUUCAUCGGCUCCACCACCCCCACUAAGAUCGCAGUAUUCGUGGGCCCAGUGGUCGCGUGUCUGUUCUCCGUGUUCGGAUUCUGCCUGGCGCUCUCCGACACGCCCUACGUGUUCCGGUGGCUCCACCACAUCUCAUACUUCCGAGCUGGCUUCCACGUGGCCGUCCAUUCUGUCUACGGCUUCAACAGGACCAAGAUUCACUGUUCUAAGAUGUACUGCCACUACAUCACGCCCAGCAAGUUCCUGACGGAGAUGGACAUGGCGGAGGUGGACGUGGGCGGCAACAUGGCGCUGGUGGUGUCCACCACGGUGCUCAUGCAUCUGCUCACCUGCACUGUGCUAUGGUUCCGGCUUAACAAGAGAUGAGACCGUCAGUUCAGUUCGAACACUUCUAUGUGUACUACUAUAGUCUGGUCCGUGAGCACGUAGAAUUUUGUCCAAUGACCCCAAGCUACCCAUCCUUAUCGCUCGCGCGUAAUUAUGUUGCUAUCGCGCUCACUCACUGCGGGUGCCAGUCGCACUUUCGCGACAGCAAUAUAAUUACGCGCGAGCGAUAAGGAUGGGUAGCUAGGGGUUAUUGGACAAAAUUCUACGUGCUCAUGGACCGGGCUUUAGAUAGGAUACAAAAUGGCUCACUAAAUUGUUAUCUGGUAUACCUGGAAGUCUCUAGUUUAAAUAAAUAAUAGUACACAGAAAAAAUAAAAAGGACUGCAAUGGAGACUAUGUACCAAGCCUGGUGGAUGUGGACGGUAACAUGUCGCUAUCGCUAGUGAUGUCCACCACGGUGCUCAUGCAUCUACUCACCUGCACCGUGCUAUGGUUUAGACUUAAUAAGAGAUAAGACCUUCAGUUCACUUCACUUUUAUGUAUACUACUAGAAUAGUGUAAUGAUAAUACUUACAUGUACCUACUUUUUGUGUACCAUCAUAGUCCGCCAAAGAUCUAGUAGUAUACAUGGAGGUCUCUACGUCUCUAGUAGAAGAGUACAUAGCAAAACCAAUUUAGAAGACAGUUUAUUAUUAUGUGGACGUGGGCGGUAAUAUGGCGCUGGUGGUGUUCACCACCUGCCGUUCGGCACCUGCACUGUGCUAUGGUUCCGGCUUAAUGAGAGAUGAGACCUCCAGGGUUUUAUUAUACGAACACUUCUAUUACUACUAGAUAGGGUGCGGUGAAUAUGGUAGUGUGUACAACCCUUCUCAAUUGUUUUUUUUACGUCAGAAAAUGCUUUAUGUAGGACUCUAAGGGAGGCAGAAGGGCUGGACCUAGCCAUUAAAACACGGUGGUGUCCUUCGGAGCCCCAUGAAACGAGCCCCUUUAUUAUCCUAACUUGAACAUUUGUCCCUAGCUCAGCACAAUUUAUUUGCCAUAGCUUAUUUAGUAGUACAUGGAAGUCUCUAGUUUAAAUAAAUAGUACACAGCAAAAACAAAAGACGAUGCGAUAGAUAUCUGGUGAUCUAUUCUAUGGACCAAUUUAAGUAUACUUCUCUAAAAUAUAAGAUAGGCGUACCUACAUUAUUGCGUACUAAUUAGUUCAAUGUCUCUCGAAUAUUAUUGAGUUCCUUUUAUUUGACUUUUUUGGCUUUUGUACAUGAAUCAAUCCUAGUCAAUUCAUGGUAAGGAGGAAUACAUAUUAUGACUAUUUUAAAAGGGAUUGAAUCAUAACAAAUAAAUCUUAGAGACAGUUUGUAAUUUUGACUGAGUCUAAAACAACAUGACGACAUAGGUUAUUGUUUGAAAUAAAAUACAUAUUUACAUAAAAAGCUACCUUUCAUUAUAGCGGAAACGGUAUUAAAUUAAACAGUAAAUAAUGAAUAACUAUGAAUUAUAUCGUUCAUGAUGUUUAAUGACUCAAAUAUUUGCUAAGUGUAUUUGGCAACAAACAUUGGUAAAUUGAUUCCUUCAUUACUUUCGUUUUGUUUACAGUUCAACGUGAUACUGAUAAAUCGUAAUUAAACUCGCAUAUAGUGGUUAAUACAAUGUUAUUAUGAUCGGUGCAUCAAAUGAAGUUGAAGAAACUUAUUAUUACUGAUAACCUGAGUUAAAGUUUAAACACCAGCAGUUAUCAUAUCGUUAAAUGAUGUUUAACUUACCUACUUUUUUCAUUUACUAGAAUUUCCGACUCCAAUUUCAUUGUCUUAGGCUAUGCGCACACGGGUGACUUUUUGUCACAGUGACAGUAUAUCUUUCUCUUUUACACUUUUAUCAAAAGAAAAAGAGAGACAAUUCCUAUUAAACUUAUUCUUAUCUAUGGAGAGACAUACUGUCACGGAAUUGCACGCGCGCUUUUAAUGUUACAAAACCUAAAUAAUAAAUGAAAUGAAAUGUUACCGAUAAAAAUGUAGAGUUUAGUACAACUACCUCAUUGUUUUAUAUGUCGCACUUUUCCAUAAUCAUUUAUAAACAUAUUCACGUUUCUAGAUCUGAACUUUGACGUGAUUGAUUAGUGAUUAAAAUAAGAUGACAAUGAGUAAUUUUAAUUAAUACAUAAUGGUGAUAAAAAUGAGUUUCCACGAUAGAUCUUAAUUUAAAAUUUCUAUUUUUUACAUUCUUUAGUGUAAAUUGAGUAAGAAUGGUUUAUUACAUGGUGUAACUUUUUAAUAAAAUCUUUGUAAAUAUUUUUUCAUGACUGUGGUUGACGGUUACUUACUUAGGCGAAUCGAAUUAUUAGUUAGUAUUAUUAAUUGUAAUUUAGUGUCAAAACGAAGAUUUACUAUGUACUUAGAACGAUGUGAUAAAUGCGACAUGUGGCCAAACUUGCCCUAACGAAAUAUUCAAAUUUUAAAAGAUUUCUAAAUAAUUUGAUAACAGCCUUUAAAAUGUUCAGGGAAUAAUGUCAGCAUUUGCCAGUUAUUAGGAUAUUUAUUUAAUUUAUCAUUUAGAUUAUUAAUAACUUAUAUGAACCUGUAUUAAAUUAAAUGACUACAUAGGUAUAGUUAUUAAAGUAAGCUGAUAGAAUCUAUAUUUAACAAAUGAACCAAACCUUUUGACAAAAUGUUAAUUUCAAUAAUAGGUGCUUUUGCGCUAACCUCGUUUAUUUUGAUUUGAAAUUAAAAAUAUUUUAAUUCCUUAUAAUUAUUGCUCUAAAUAUAGCGUGAUAUAAAUGGUUUGUAAUCUCUUGUCUCGUCUACUUUUUGGUUUUAUUCUUUGAUUUAUAUGUAUAUUCAUUCGUCCAAUUUAAUUUUAUAAUAUUUUUAAGUCGACCUAUUUUAUAAACGGUUGUAAAGGACAAACGGCUUUUAUAUAGCAUUAAAUAAGUGGAUUUCUAUGGAUCAGUGAAAAUAUUUUAUUAAAAAAAUGUAUAGAUUUAGGUACAAAAUAAA
Ostrinia nubilalis (European corn borer) is the source of this 5148-nucleotide messenger RNA. Its product is annotated as ATP-binding cassette sub-family G member 1. Gene Ontology annotation, biological process: transmembrane transport. The transcript has 13 exons. The coding region runs from base 311 to 2194 and encodes 627 amino acids. Gene Ontology annotation, cellular component: membrane. Gene Ontology annotation, molecular function: ATP hydrolysis activity; ABC-type transporter activity; ATP binding. NCBI's taxonomy places the organism in Eukaryota, Metazoa, Arthropoda, Insecta, Lepidoptera, Crambidae. The record is from RefSeq and is a predicted model, not a curated record.